This is a messenger RNA of Rosa chinensis, 683 nucleotides long. Its product is annotated as CDPK-related kinase 7-like. Gene Ontology annotation, molecular function: ATP binding; calcium/calmodulin-dependent protein kinase activity; calcium-dependent protein serine/threonine kinase activity. Gene Ontology annotation, biological process: protein autophosphorylation; peptidyl-serine phosphorylation; intracellular signal transduction. The record is from RefSeq and is a predicted model, not a curated record. The coding region runs from base 36 to 683 and encodes 215 amino acids. Lineage: Eukaryota; Viridiplantae; Streptophyta; Magnoliopsida; Rosales; Rosaceae. Gene Ontology annotation, cellular component: cytoplasm; nucleus. The transcript has 5 exons.
UAUGUUGAACAAGCUACGGACCAACCCCAAAAUCAAUGAAGAUUUCGACAGUGGUAGCCUUCCCGGCAGCGUCAUCACUCUCGCCUCCUUCAUCGUUAUGCUUCUGCUCUUCUUCGAGGUCGUACCACAGCAUCCCUUAUUCCUCUUUUCCCUUUGUUUUCUUCUCUCUCUCUCUAUCUCUCUCUAAUCAAAAAGGGGUUCUGAAACGCGUCGAGCCUUCCUCAUCGCCUCCGACUCUCCAAUCCCUCUUCGACUUGGUUUAUGAGAUGACAACAGCAAUAGCUAUUGAAGAUGUCCGUAGAGAGGUAAAAAUACUGAAAGCAUUAUCUAGACAUAAGAAUCUGGUCAGAUUUUAUGAUGCAUUUGAGGAUGCCAAUAAUGUCUACAUAGUCAUGGAGUUGUGUAAAGGUGGAGAACUACUGGAUAAAAUUUUGUCCAGGGGUGGAAGAUACACAGAAGAAGAUGCUAAAGUUAUUGUUGUGAAAAUUUUAAGUGUUAUUGCCUAUUGUCAUCUUCAAGAUGUUGUGCAUUGUGAUCUAAAGCCAGAGAAUUUUCUUUUUGCCACAAGAGAGGAGGAUGCUUCAGUGAGGGUUAUUGAUUUUGGUCUCUCCGAUUUUAUAAGGCCUAGUAAUGCUUCCACAUACUAUUUUUCUUGGCUUCAAGAAUGUGUUACUGCACUUUGA